AAAUCUGAGAAACUCAUUUCAUCCCUCGCCAAACACAACCGCCCAAUUCCGAUCUGAUUUCUCUCUCUCUCUCCAUCAAAUCUUGGAACCCUAUGAUCAAGAUCAACAUCAGUAUCUGAAAUUCCAUGCAAUUGAGUUGGUGAUUUGGGAUUAAUAUAUUAAUUUCAAUUGGUGGGGAAGAUGGAUGCGGUAUCGAUCCGAGUGCCGUACAAGAAUUUGAAGCAGGAAGUGGAAUUGGUAGGUGUUGAAGAAGCACAUAAUCGGAUCGAGAUCGGUAGUUCUAGGCUUUCUAACGGGAGUGUCUCCAGUAUGACGCCGGAUUCUACCCCACCUCAGCAUUCACCAAAAGAUAUUAGUAUGGUUGUGUUGAUUUUGAGUUGUACGGUCGCCGCCGGUGUUCAGUUCGGUUGGGCCUUGCAACUGUCGCUUCUCACUCCUUACAUUCAGACACUUGGAAUAGGGCAUGCCUUCUCUUCAUUUAUUUGGCUUUGUGGUCCUAUUACAGGUCUUGUGGUUCAACCUUGCGUUGGAAUUUGGAGUGAUAAAUGCACUUCAAAGUAUGGAAGAAGAAGACCAUUUAUUUUGGUUGGAUCUCUCAUGAUCUCAGCUGCUGUGAUAAUAAUCGGGUUUUCUGCAGACGUUGGAUACUUUUUAGGGGAUACGAAAGAACAUUGCAGCACAUUCAAAGGUACUCGAACAAGAGCAGCUAUUGUCUUCAUCAUUGGUUUUUGGAUGCUGGAUCUCGCUAAUAACACUGUACAGGGGCCCGCUCGAGCUCUUCUGGCUGAUUUAGCAGGCCCUGAUCAAAGAAAUGUAGCAAAUGCAGUAUUUUGCUCAUGGAUGGCCGUUGGAAACAUUCUGGGGUUUUCUUCUGGUGCUAGUGGGAAUUGGCACAGAUGGUUUCCUUUCCUGAUGAGUAGAUCUUGUUGUGAAGCCUGUGGAAAUCUUAAAGCAGCAUUUUUAAUUGCGGUGGUUGUCCUGACUUUGUGCACCCUUGUGACUCUCUAUUUUGCAAAAGAGGUUCCAUUAACACCAAAGCAACCUCAACAUUUAUCAGAUUCUGCUCCUCUCUUGAAUGAUCCACAGCAGAUUGGAUUUGACCUUUCAAACUCAAAAACUGAUACACAGUUUGUUGAUAAUGCAAUGGGGAACAAGUCAGCAGAACAUGAGGAGGAUCAGGGUGGGAGUUAUAGUGAUAGCCCUGGAGCAGUCUUGGUUAAUUUGUUGACCAGCUUACGGCAUUUGCCGCCGGGGAUGCACUCAGUGCUUGUGGUCAUGGCUCUUACCUGGUUGUCUUGGUUUCCCUUUUUCCUUUUUGAUACGGAUUGGAUGGGGAGAGAGGUUUUUCAUGGGAACCCAAAAGGGGAUGCCUCUGAAGUUCAAGCUUAUGAUCAAGGCGUCAGAGAAGGUGCAUUUGGUUUGCUAUUGAAUUCAGUUGUUCUUGGCAUGAGCUCUUUCUUUAUUGAACCAAUGUGUCAGCGGAUGGGUGCAAGACUAGUUUGGGCAACGAGCAAUUUUAUUGUGUUCGUCUGCAUGGCUGGCACUGCUAUCAUUAGCUUUUUUUCCAUAAGAGAGUACUCCGAAGGUAUUGAACACGUGAUCGUAGGGAAUGGAACAAUCAAGAUUGCCUCCUUGGUUGUUUUUGCUCUUCUUGGCCUUCCUCUUGCUAUAACUUAUAGUGUUCCCUUCUCUGUCACGGCUGAGCUGACUGCUGAUACAGGAGGCGGGCAAGGAUUGGCGAUAGGAGUCCUAAAUCUUGCAAUUGUUAUACCUCAGAUGAUUGUAUCCUUGGGUGCGGGUCCAUGGGAUGCAUUAUUCGGUGGAGGAAAUAUACCAGCCUUUGUUUUGGCUUCCUUGUCUGCUCUUGCUGCUGGUGUAAUUGCAACUAUCAAGCUGCCAAAUCUUUCAAGCAGUUCCUUCAAAUCAACCGGUAUGCAUUUUGGUUGACUUUCUUUCCUCAAUUAGAUCAUGAUCCACUUGUAUACGUGCUAUAUUUCUUUCAGGGAGUUGUGGAUUCCACACUCAAAUUCAUUCAUUUUUUCCCCAUAUUUUUGGGACAUAUAUGUAAGAUAUGGAGAGUGUAAAUUUUUAGUGAACACUAAAAAGCAUAAUGAUAUAUA
Molecule: messenger RNA, 2120 nt
Organism: Ilex paraguariensis (yerba mate)
Lineage: Eukaryota; Viridiplantae; Streptophyta; Magnoliopsida; Aquifoliales; Aquifoliaceae
Source: the annotation of a GenBank genome assembly